Molecule: messenger RNA, 6071 nt
Organism: Esox lucius (northern pike)
Lineage: Eukaryota; Metazoa; Chordata; Actinopteri; Esociformes; Esocidae
Gene: zeb1b
Product: zinc finger E-box binding homeobox 1b
Exons: 9
Coding region: 392-3973 (1193 amino acids)
Biological process (GO): regulation of transcription by RNA polymerase II; anatomical structure development
Molecular function (GO): DNA-binding transcription factor activity, RNA polymerase II-specific; RNA polymerase II cis-regulatory region sequence-specific DNA binding
Source: RefSeq, a predicted model, not a curated record
CCAACUUAAAGCAGUAGGACAAGGUGUUUUUUCUUUUCUUUUUUUUUUUUUGUAAGACUCGCUAGCUUUCAGUCAUUUUAGCUCCAUGAAAGAUAUGGCAUUAACCUUACCAGAAACGUUGAGGAAAAUUUAAGAAUUAUAAUAAUUGUUUUACACAAACUAUAAUCAUGUUGAAACGGUGCGAUGAUCAUGGAUAGGACGGGCAGAAAGAAAGCAUGGAUUUGGAGUCUUGGGUUGUCGGUCCUGGGGUUUGGGAGGUGCAGAAGGUAAUGUCGUAAAGCAGUGUCGUAAACCAGGUGCAGGGAGGGGAGGUAAAGCGGAGGGAGGAGGGGGGAGUGGGGGCGAGUGAGGAGGUGACUCUCCAGCAGCAUUUAGACACAGCGAAAGGAUCAUGGCGGAUGGCCCCAGGUGUAAGCGCAGAAAGCAGGCGAAUCCGAGGAGGAAUAACGUGAUUGGCUACAGUAACAUUGAGAAGGCGCCGGGCUCCGACUCAGACGAUGAAGACAAGCUGCACAUUGUGGAGGAGGAGGGCAGUUUGGCGGACUGUGACAGCAACGUACCUAGUGAAGAUCACAGCGGGGACCACUGGGACGAAGUGAGGGAGGAGUGUGGCUCGGACGGGGAAGACGAUGGCAGUACAGACGCCCUGGUUGAGGAGAUGUUACAGCAGGGAGACACGGCCAUCAUUUACCCAGAAGCCCCUGAGGACGAGCCACGCCAGGGGACACCAGAGGCCGGCGUGCAUGAUGAGAAUGGCACACCGGACGCGUUCUCCCAGCUUCUCACCUGCCCUUACUGCGCCCGUGGCUACAAGCGCUACACGUCCCUGAAGGAGCACAUCAAGCUGCGCCACGAGAAGAGCGAAGACAACUUCAGCUGCUCCCAGUGCAGCUACACCUUCACUUACCGCACGCAGCUGGAAAGACACAUGAGUGCCCACAAGGCAGGCAGAGAGCAGAGGCACGUGACACAGUCGACGGGCAACCGCAAAUUCAAGUGCACCGAAUGUGAAAAAGCAUUUAAGUACAAGCACCACCUGAAGGAGCACCUCCGCAUCCACAGCGGAGAGAAGCCAUACGAGUGUUCCAACUGCAAGAAGCGUUUCUCCCACUCGGGUUCCUACAGCUCGCACAUCAGCAGCAAGAAGUGCAUCGGCGUGAUCUCGGCGGUCAACGGACGGCCGCGGCCCGGCGCCAAGGCCUCCAGGUGCCCGUCCCCAGCGAUGCCCGCCUCGCCCUCGUCCACCACGCGCACCCAGGCCAGGGACAAACCCUUGCAGGAGCAGCUGCCGAUUAAUCAGAUCAAGAGCGAGCCCGUGGACUACGAGUACAAGUCCAUGGCGGUUGCUCAAGCCGCCGUGGCGCUGGGGGCGAACGCUCAUGCCGGAGGAGGGGUGUUGAACGGGAGUGCUGCGGCCCCACUGCAGGGCACGGUUCAGGCCGUAAUGCUCCCCACCAUGGGCCUGGUCUCUCCAAUCAGCAUCAGCCUGGCUGACCUACAGAAUGUGUUGAAGGUUGCCGUGGACGGGAACAUGAUCAGGCAGAUGUUGGAGAACAACGCCAAGGUAGGGGAGACCGAUGCUCCUCACCAGCAGCUCAUCUCAGCCAUCAGUCUACCCAUCAUAGGCCAGGAUGGUAAUGCCACCAAGAUCAUCAUCAACUACAGCAUGGACCCCAGCCAGACCCAACCCCUGCUCCAGUCCCAAAUGACUGCCCAGAACCUGAAAAAGGAGCCUCAGACACUAGCUUCAGCACCAGGACAUCCUCAGAAAGCCACGGAGCCCUGCAGCAAGUCCCAGCAGAAACUCCCGGAGGACCUGACAGUCAGCAGGCCCACCAGGAGCAAAGAGGAAAACAACGAGGAGGAGAAGGAGGAGGAGGAGACCACUAAGACCUGCCUGCUCUGUGAUGACUGUCCAGGAGGGUUGGAUGGGCUGCACGCACUCAAGCACUGUAAGAAAGCCUCAGGCCUCAGGAUCAACAUGGACAAAUCACAGUCUGCCAUUGCAUCGCUGUUGUCCGAGGGGGUUGGAGACCAACCCAAGAAUCUGUUGUCUCUCCUCAAGGCCUACUUUGCUUUGAACGCCAAGCCCACCAAGGAGGAGCUCGGCAAGAUCUCGGACUCAGUCAGCUUACCGGCUGACGUGGUCAAGAAGUGGUUUGACAAGAUGCAGAACGGUCAGGUUUCACUAGGGGCCCCCACCCCCCCAUCUGAGGAAGAAGGGUCAUUUUCCGAGUGCCCUGGGAUCAAAGUUGUGUCCCCUAAGGUAGGACCAGAGCGGGACAUGGAAGGCCCCACCCUGAUGCAGUGCAGCCCAGCCGAGGCAACUCCGGCAGAGGUCAGCGGCUCUGGGCACUCCCCGGCCUCUCCCACACCACUAAACCUAACCGCCGGGGGGCCCGUUCCUCCAAAAUCCUCCUCCUCAGACAGCACUGAAGGCCCGCUGGACCUGUCACUACCGAAGCCCACGCGAGAGGAGACGGCCUCUGCCUCGCACCAAGCCACCACCGUUUACUCCCAUCAGGACGAGCCCCUGAACUUGACAAAGACUUGCACGACCAAGACGGAGCUUCUGCAGCACAUAACCAGCCAACCCGUUUCCCUGUACAGCGCCGGCCCGCCAAACGCCCACCCUGUCAGCGUCAUGACCACUCAGUUGCCCAGCGGGACCAUCGUGGCCCUCACGGACCAGGGCCGAGCGGGCAUGCCCUGCCUCCGAGCAGUCACCACCAGUACCAACCAGACUAUCCUCAUCCCGCAGCUGGCCUACACCUAUACCACUACAGCUACAGCCAGCAGCCCAGCAGGCACUGAGACCCAGGAGAAGACCACGCCACGGAACGGAGGCAUCAAGGAGGAGCGUCAGGACACCAGCUCAGAGGGUGUGUCCACCAUGGAGGAGCAGAACGACUCAGACUCCGCCCCAUCCAGGAAGAAGAUGAGAAAGACGGAGAGCGGCAUGUAUGCCUGUGACCUGUGUGACAAGAUCUUCCAGAAGAGCAGCUCUCUGCUCCGACAUAAAUACGAACACACAGGCAAGCGACCCCACGAGUGCGGCAUCUGCAGAAAGGCCUUCAAACACAAGCACCACUUGAUAGAACACAUGCGCCUUCACUCGGGGGAGAAGCCAUACCAGUGUGACAAGUGUGGCAAGCGCUUCUCUCACUCUGGCUCCUACUCCCAGCACAUGAACCACCGCUACUCCUACUGCAAGAAGGAGGCGCGCGGAGUUGGUCAGGCGGGUGUAGGGGAGGAGGUGCUGGAGGAGGAGAUGGAGAUGGAGAGCCUCCUGGGACUGGCCCUGGAUCCGGGAAGGGAGCAGCCGGAGCAGUCAGACAGCAGACCUACCUCCUCGCCUCCCUCCCACCUGGACUCUGACGAGCGAGAGAGCAGCACCAGGGACGAUGAGAGCGAGGAGGAGGAGGAGGACAUGGAGACCGUGGCAGGGGAGGCGGGGGAGCGAGGCGCUCUGGAUAUGGAUGAUAUUCAAGUGGUGCGGGUAGGAGAUGAUGAAGUUGAUGAAGAUGGCGAGGUGGAAAGGGAAGACACUGGUCAAGGGGAGGAAGAGAAUGAGGAAGGAGUAGAGAGAGUAGUGGUAGGAGGAGACGAGGAAGAGGACCGGGUAGUCAGGAUUGAAGUGAAGGAAGAGCAAGAGGAAGAGGAGGUCACAGGGGACAAGGCAGAAACUAGGCAAGAUGAGGCACUGGACCGUGGGGAGAAAGUGGAGGAACAUGAAGGAGAGAAGGAGCAGGCAGAGAAAGAAUCGGAGGAGGAGCUGUCAGAGCAGCCCGAGGAGGUGCAGGAUGAGACAAUGGACACAGAGGAAGGAGUGACCUCAGAAGAGAAAGAAGAAUCAGGGGAGAGGGCAAAAGAGAGUGAGGUCACGAAUGAGAAUGACUGUGAAACAAACAGGAACACUGUUUCAGAAGUCGAGAACCAGACACCGACAGGAGUGAAAGGAGAUGCAAAAUAGAUUUGGGAGAGCCAAGACCUUCUUCCUCUAUGAAAUCAAAGUUUCCCCUUUCUCCCCAUGACAUUGGGGACCCAGGAGGAGAGAGCUAGAAUGUGGGUUGCUCUGAUGGACGCUGCAUUUCAGUUCACUGUAUGAAUCCAGGUGUGAAUCCAGGUGUGCCUGAAAAAAAUACUAGUAACUUUUUCCACAGGAGGAGAUACAUUUUCAAUAUUAGAAAAUGCAUUUGUAAAAAAAAAAGAAAAAUGAAAAAGAAAGAAAAAAACUAAGUUUAAUGACAGAAAAAAAUGCAUUCUACGGAUGUUUGGAAGUUAGAGCCGACACGUUUUAGAUGAUGUUUUAUUACUAAAACAACCUUGGGUCAUUUCUUUUUAUCAGUGUUACUAAUGUUAUCAUUCAUAUUUUAACCUCUAAGAAGCUGUACAGUUGGGAGAGAUUUCUAUACCUUUUUAUUGCCAAUGAACAAAAUAAAUCUGUAUUUUAUUAAGUUGGAGGAAGAAAAAAAAAUAGAUCCUGUGCACUACAAAGUGGCUUGGUUUACUUCUGGCUCUAACAUUUCUUCGUUGUCUACCCUUCAGUAUUACGGCACUAGACAUCCAGUAUACAGCGCCAGCACGUUAGCUGACGAUGUUAGCAUACCUUUUUGUUUGUUUUAUAUGGAUUGUGAGCCUUAAAUACAAUAACUGUUGUGAGAUGAGUUCAGCCAUGAGGAUGUUCUUGGGGUCAGCUCCAUGAUGAAGACACAGAGGAAAGUAUCUAAGGAGGUACUUCAGUCUGCAUUGAUACAUUGUUCUAAAUGUUUGGUUUGUUCAUUUCCUAAUCUGUUAUAUUCAUCAGUGUUACAUGUACAGAAUCAGAUCAAGCAGAGGAAGAAGAACAUUCGUGAUUUUGUCGGUGUAGCUCAUUUGACAACCUUCAACCCUGUGCCCACUCCCAGCCUUAUGCAAAAGAAAAGAGGACAUGAUGCACAUCUGAAGCGCUAUUUAUCACUGUUGUUUUCCUUACAGUAGUUGCUGUUGUCCUUUAGUUUUAAGGCCCUGUUUUGAUAGCAGCUCGAAUGCCAACUCUUUUAGCCAAUGUUAUUUUGGGCACAAUACCACUAGACCUGAGGUUAUAGAUGAUAUAAUUACAAUGAAUUAUAAUUUAGAUUUGAUGUAUUUUACGAUUACAAAAACAUGCCUCUUUUUUUAACCAGAACAGUCAAUGACUAAAAGGACUUAACAAUGCACAUGUUUUACUGGGUUGCUGAAACAUGAUUUUGAAAUAAUUCCUGCCUUGAAAUUUAUUAUUUUCCCAAAUCCAGUUUCAGUGCACUUGUUUAACACUUGUGAAUUGCUUGCUUUCUCUCUUCAGGUAACAAAAGUAAGCAAAUAUGAUCCCAGAACAGUUAUUCAGUUAUUCACAUUUUCUACCUGUCAGUAUUAUUUAGUUUUUUUAUGUUCAUGUUCAAAUGUGUGUAAUGUAUGUUUUCAGCAGUAUUAUUCCCAUUCCCAAUGACAUGGGUUAUCUGUUUAGUUAAAAAAAAACGUUUAUAUUUAUGUCUUAUUUUUUUAUAUUCCUUUACGGUUAUUUAUUACACAAUGUAGUGUACCAUACUGUAGUUUGUAUUAAUACAAUAAUAUAUUUUAGUGUGUAAAUCAUUUCAAAGUUAAAAUGACUACAACAAAGCUGGAAACAAAAAGACAUGCUCUGGCAUUCUGAAGUAUGUUUAAGAACAAAAUGAAAUGUUACUACUUUCUCCAGAUGUCAGCACACCCCCAAGCCUGAAAUUAGAACAUGUCACCUUUCUGCGUCCCUUCUGUCUUCUGUUGGUUUUUACCUUUUGUCCACUUUAAUAUGAAGCUACUGAAACUCUGAACUAACUGUAUUUCUAAUAGCAUGAGUGUGCUGUUGUAUUAAAGGAUGAUCCUUACCCAUGAACCUGUCCUUUUGCCACGCCAAAAUAAUAUUGUGUUUUAUUUGUGCCAAUUUGUUUCUUUGUAUGUCUACUGUGUCAAGGCCACAACCUCUUUUAUAUGUCCCUGUUUUAAUCCAUGAUCAUUUUUAUAGUGAUAUUUUUUUUAUGACUCCCCAUCUCACAAUAAAAUACAUCAGCUACCUA